Messenger RNA from Thamnophis elegans (Western terrestrial garter snake), 2000 nucleotides. It is a transcript of the gene AGPAT1, whose product is annotated as 1-acylglycerol-3-phosphate O-acyltransferase 1. Gene Ontology annotation, cellular component: membrane; endoplasmic reticulum. The record is from RefSeq and is a predicted model, not a curated record. Gene Ontology annotation, molecular function: 1-acylglycerol-3-phosphate O-acyltransferase activity. Gene Ontology annotation, biological process: phosphatidic acid biosynthetic process. Lineage: Eukaryota; Metazoa; Chordata; Lepidosauria; Squamata; Natricidae.
CCAUUGGCGCCCAUCGCUGCCCGUCAGAGCGCCCCCCCCCCCCACUUCGACAUUCCAUUUCCUGCCGCUCGGCGGAGCCCCCGAGGAAGUGGCCCACGCCGGGCUGAGGCCACCGCCGCCCAAGAGCUGGAGCAGCAUCUAAGCCCGCCUCCCCCCCUCCCUCGGCUCUGCGCUCCCGGCUUCUCCUUCUCCUCCGCCGUCUCCUUCUCCAGCGCAUCUCUGAAGCCGGCGGCUCCGCCAUGGCCUGGCUGUGGAAGCGCGGGGGGUGAACGGAGAAGGGGUCUCCAGGAGCCCCGACGCCGGCUUCCCACCCGCCCGCCCCCCGAAAGCGGGGCACGCAGCCAGAGAAAAUGGAGAUCUCGCCGGGCCAGUGGCUCCUUAUCCUCUUCCUGGUGGCCAUCCCGCUUCUGUACGAAUGGAGUGCUACCUUCAAAUAUUUCUGUAAGAUGGCGUUCUACAACAGCUACAUCCUCUUCUUGGCUAUCAUUGCCAUCCCGAUCUGUGCCGUCCGUGGGCGCGACGUGGAGAAUAUGAGGGUAUUACGAUUCAUGUUGCUCCACAUAAAAUACCUCUAUGGGAUCAAGAUUGAAGUGCGGGGGACGGAGAACUUCAACAUCAAGGAGCCCUACGUGGUGGUGUCCAACCACCAGAGCUCCCUUGACUUGCUUGGUUUAAUGGAGGUGUUGCCAUCUCGGUGUGUGCCAAUUGCCAAGAAGGAGCUGAUGUAUAUGGGCACGGUGGGGUUGGCCUGCUGGCUGGGGGGCAUCAUUUUUAUCAACCGCAAGAAAACCAACGAUGCCAUCAGCGUUAUGUCUGAGGCUGCCCAAACUAUGCUGAGCCAAGAUGGUCGAGUCUGGGUGUUUCCCGAGGGUACCAGGAAUCACAAUGGCUCCAUGCUGCCCUUCAAACGGGGCGCCUUCCAUUUGGCGGUGCAAAACCCAGGUUCCUCUCAUCCUGUUGUAAUCUCAUCGUAUCGAGAUUUCUACAGUAAGAAGGAUAGGCGCUUCACCACAGGGCGCUGCAUUGUCCAGAUCUUGUCCUCCGUGCCCACGAAGGGGCUGGAGCCGACCGAUGUGCCGGCUCUGACGGAUCGAGUGCGCCAAGCCAUGUUGGUUGCUUUCGAGGGGCCUUUCCGCGGAUCUGGGUCCCCCCGCAGUGACUUCCGCCACCACUUCCCCCCCAACGUCUGACCCGGGAGCACGGCGGGCUGUGACUGGGAGCAGCUGGCACCCAAAGGCAGACAGAUAACGGGACCAAGACAGAAGAGGGCAGCGCUUGGGAGGGGAGGGAAAAGGAAUCGGAACCGGUUCUGGCAGAGGAGUGAUGGGCACAGCAUCUUGCAGCAAAGAAGGGGGGGUUGAAACGGGUGGGGAGGGGGUUGGACUCAGCCACAUGUGCUAGGAGACCUGGGAGUGGAGUGGAUCCCAAGCCACCCUCGUUGCCCUCUUCACUUCUGGAUCAGAGUUCUGACUCCCCCCAGUAGAUGGUACAGCCCGGUCCCUGCCUCCAUCUCCUCCUUGCUCCCCAUUUUGUUCAUGUGGACUGUUCCAUUCAGUUUCUUGGACUUGGCCGUUUGUGCUUCCCGUUCCGGGAAGUUUUUUUCCAGGCUGAACCACGGAUCCCUGGGAGCCUGCAGAGGGAGCCAUGGACCUGGUGUACCCUGACUUGCUUCAAGGACCAGGGGGAUCUUGGUGACUUCAGACUCAGAGCAAUGCCGUGGGGAUGCCCCAACUGCUUACAGAGCCCCUGUGUGUGAGAACUCUGGACCCACUUCGCCUGUGGAAGGAGGAAGGGCAGAGGGUAGCCAUGCCGGGGGACGAAAUGCUGGCCAUCCAUCAGAACAUGCAAUAGCAGAGAGCCCAGCCAGGCUGCUCAGCCUGAGCUCAGCUCCAAUCAUGGACCAAACUGCUUCCUUCCAGGGAGAGGCCUGCAGAAAGGGGAAAGGAAGGAGAUCUGCCUCCCUCUGACGCUUCCAAAGGGAACCCAAAGGGGUCUCUAGC